Molecule: messenger RNA, 2717 nt
Organism: Biomphalaria glabrata
Lineage: Eukaryota; Metazoa; Mollusca; Gastropoda; Planorbidae
Exons: 11
Coding region: 52-1551 (499 amino acids)
Source: RefSeq, a predicted model, not a curated record
GGUGAGAUCUAAAGACUUUGCUAGCUGACUGCCACAUCCAGGGCUGUAGGGAUGGCUACUUUAGCCUUCCUCCUUUUUGGACUGAUUUCGUUCUUGGAUCCUGUGUUUGGCGCAAGUUGUUCUAGCUCUGAUAAAUGUUUAUCCACAAAAUACACUCUGGCGACUUGUGAUAAGGACUCAAAAAACUGCAGCUGUUCCUCUGUUUACCCCGGCUACAAGCCUAUUCGAUCAGGAUGUGGAAGAAACUUGUACACACCAACUCUUAAGCCAUUGGCUCCUUUCAGCACAGAGAUGAUACCUGGUAAGGAAGCUGUUCUGAUCUGCUCCUCUGAUGAUGGUGCCACGUUGUUUGAGUGGAUGAAAGAUGGCCUUCUAUUUAAAAAUGUGACUACCAGCAUGUACACUAUCACAGCUGCCAGUGUUAAAGAUACUGGAACUUAUAAGUGCAAAGCAAAACUUAACACAGAUAGUUACUUUCAGUCACUUGAAAGUGAGGGCCUCACUAUGACAUUGAUAACUAUAUUGGAUACACCCCAGCCUCCAGUGGUUCUUGUUCAUCCUACAGAAAUAUUUCCAGGUAAAAAUGCUAAUUUGGACUGCUCAAAUUUGCCUAAUGGCUUUAACAAGAGCAAGGUCAUCUUCCUGAAUGGUGAUUCAGUCCCAAUAACUACUCCUCUAAGAAUGACAUCUUUACUAUCAGAGACUUUUGUAAAGUGUGUAUUAACGGAUGCAACACUCUUUACUGGGACGGUUUCAAGUGGUGUACAGAAGUUACCAAAAGUUGUCAGUAGAAUUAUAGGUGUUGGAAUAAGUACAACUGCUGUAAGAAACGAGGUGUACACAGUUCUCGAGAAAGUACCAUUAGCUUGUAUGACAAGCCCUGAGCCAGCUUAUGUCGACACUACAUCUACUGCACUUCAUUUUGGAUGGAUGAUUAAUUCAACAGUUGUCAAUGGCCAAAAUGAGCAGACAUUGAAUUUACCACUAACAGAAGGGGUUUAUACCAUAACAUGUUUUGCUACUUAUGAUGGCACAGCAUUAAGCUCUCCUGCAAUAACAAUAACCCGAAGCAGUAGCUAUUUCACUAAGCCUGCCAUCAGUCCGAAUCCUACAAUCCCUGUGUUGGGGAGUCUGCUGACUUUGGCAUGCAAAUCUUCAUACGAAGGAGAAUACUCAUGGAAAAAAGGAACUGUUUCUAUUCCUCGCCAAUUUGAUGAUAUAUUACAGAUGGAUAACUUAACAGCUGCUGAUUUUGCAAUCUAUACUUGCAGUAUCAAGAGAAGCACAGUGAUCAUGACCUCAGAUUCCUUUGCAGUAAAUAUACCUGACAUAGGUAACAGAAAUAAUAAUACUGAAAGUUAUUCAGGAGAACAAAGUACAGUCAAGGGUCUUCAGCUAUCUGACUACACAACGCCGGCUAACAUUGCUGGUAAUGAAAAAGAGAGAACAUCCCCGACCACAACAGUAAUUCCAUACAACGGUCAAGUGAUUUCGAUGGGCUCAGUACUGAUCACAGGAUUGAUGUUCCUGUCUUCAAGGCUUUUGCUUUAAACCUAUUGCUGAGGAAAGCCUUGACAAAGUUUGAUUAUAUUUAAGUGAAAUCAAUUAUCACAGACUUUACUGCAUUAAGAUUCAAAACAAUUUUCCAAACUAAACAACUGUAUUCAACACGAAACGAAAACAAGAAUGAAUUUUCUUUGCUAAUUUGAAUGUAAUUUUUUUAAUGUUCAAAAAUAUUUGGAUUAGUUUAACUCAAUACCGGUAAUUAACAAUGGUAGUAUUUGCUAACUCUCUAAAACUGAUAGAUUAGAAAAUAAUAUCUCCUAUAAUACAUUGCAUGACUUGUAUCUUUUAUAAAGAAAUAUGGCAAAUUUUGCUGUAAUGCCAUAAGCAUUCCGUCCAUCAUAAUAUUUUUUUGUUCAGGCUGAUGCACAAUUUUUUUUUAUUGUUAAGGUACAUUAAUUAUAAAAUGAUGGCAAAAUUUUCUUUUGAGUAUAUUUACAAUUCAAAUUUUUGUUUUAUAACUUUAGGCUUUUAAAAUUUUUUCCCUGUGAUAAAACACAUAUUUGUAUAUUAUGUAUGUAAAAUGAUUCUAAUGUAUUUUUUUUCUUAAGUAGAAAGGUUGAGCUAAUCAUUCUAUUACUGUGCGCAUGUUGAGAGUUCAGUUCUGCUGAAAAAUGUUACAAUGAAAAUGUCAUUUUAGAUGUAACUUAAGACAUUUUUUUAAAGCCCUGAUGUUGUGAGAGGAAAGUUCUAGUCUUCCUACCAAAUGAUGUCACUCAUAGCAUGUCUAGACCAUUUCUGAAUAUGUUCCAAACUUCGUAGUUCAAUUCAGUUUUACGUAAAACCUUGUUUUGGAAAGCAACACUUUUCAACAGAAAAAAAAUCAAAGCCCAAAAAAAAAAUUUGUGGAAGAACAGGGUAAAUAUGCUAAAUUCAUAAAGGCUAACACUUUUAGAUGUCGUAAAUGCUGUGAUGGAAUAUCGGAUAUACAUAAUUUUUUUCAACUGUAGAUUAUUUUAUUGACUUGUAAGUAGGUAUGGUAUAUAUGUCUGCACAUAUUGACAAAAUGUUUUGUAUCUCCCUGGUAGUCAGAUGUCUUUCUAUAAGCCUUGCAAUCAAAACCUUUGUAAAAUAUUCCAUAAAAAAACUCUAUGUUAACUACAAAAACAAUAAUAUUUUAAACAAAAGCUGAGUUAUUCCUUUUUAACAAUGUU